CCCCACUGGGCCCACUACAUCACCUGGCCAGGCACGACCAAAAAGAAAGCAGACAUCCAUCAGUCAAUAUUUAGCUCCUGUCUUGACCCCAUUAAUACAGGAGAAGAUAGACGAAGAGCUGGCAAAGAUGAUAGCCACUGACUUCCAGCCUUUCUCAAUAGUGGAGGACACAGGAUUCAAAAAAUAUUCACAGGCGCUCAACCCCUCCUACAUUCCUCCAAGUAGGAAGGCACUAGCCCAGAAGGUCACGGAUAUGUAUGACAGGGAGACAGCAUCUUUGAAGAGAAGGGUGUCAAAAGUACCAGCUGUCUGUUUAACCACAGACUGUUGGAUUUCAAGAACGACAGUAUCAUAUGUCUGUAACCUGCCAUUUUAUUGAGGAUUUCCGUGUGGCCUCCUGCCUCCUGGACUGUUUUGAAUUCAGUGAGCGGCACACAGCAGACAACAUUGCAAAACAGCUGCUUAGUGUUGUAGCAGAGUGGGGGGUGGACAAGAAAGUAGUGUGCUGCCUAACUGAUAAUGCGGCAAAUGUUACUAAGGCUAUACAAACCAUUGGAUGGAUGCACCUACCAUGCCUAGCCCAUACUAUUAACCUGGUGGUAAGAGAUGCCCUGCAAGUUUCAAAGCCCAUCAUUGAUAAGGUGAAAGAGGCAGUGGAAUACUUUCACAGAAGCACCGUGGGGGCACAAAAACUGAAGGAAACUCAACUACAAAUGAAGAUGGAGGAGCUCCGACCGAAACAGGAUUGUCCCACAAGGUGGAAUUCCACCUACUACAUGUUGAAAAGCUUUAUUGCCAGUAAAAAUGCCAUAAUCUCCACCCUGGCCAUCACCAAUGCACCUGUCCGCCACCUGUCCCAGGAGGAAUGGACCACAGUGCAAGAAAUGUGCACAAUCUUGCAACCAUUUGAGGAAGUCACUGUGGAACUCAGUGCAGAAAGCUACUUGACAGCCUCGAAGGUCAUAGUGCUGGCCAGGGGACUUCAAAGAGCCACAGCUGAUUUCCGGCGAAACACUACAACAGCGGUAGCGCAAGGUGUGAUCGACAGUCUGUGUGCGAGUAUGUCAACGUGAUUCCACAAGAUUCAUGCCAACCACAUACUAGCAGAGGCUGCUGCACUUGACCCUCGUUUUAAGAGGAUGGCCUUCCCUGAUGGCAAAACAGCAGAUGAGACGUUUCAAAGGCUAUCAACUGCAGCAGCAAGAAUUAGCAGUGGCACACCCAUCCAACAGCAACCAGCUGUGGAAGGACUGGGAGGAGCAGGCAGUGUUGCUGGAUCAAUAGUUUGGAGCUAUUUCCAUGAGGAAGUAGCUGGAACAGUGGAAGUCAGGAAUCCAACCGCCGAUGCUGUCAUGGAGGUACGAGCCUACCUGGAGGAGCCUCUUCUUCCAACACAUGAGGAUCCCCUCAAGUGGUGGGAGAGUCGAGCCCCUGUUUACCCCAGGCUUAGCAAGCUGAUGGCCAAGAAGCUUUGUGUUGUGGCGACAUCAGUUCCCUCUGAGAGAAUAUUCUCGAAAACUGGACAGAUAAUCUCAGAGAGAAGAAGUCGCCUUAAGCCCAAAAAGGUCAGAGCUCUUGUCUUCCUUAAUGCAAAUUUGCCCAAGGACAAAAAAGAGAGGCAGAAAAAGCCAUAAAGUAAGGAACUGCUUUGUAUUUAUUUACAUUGCAUUUUGUGUUCAUUUAAAACUUGUUCUUUUAAAAACAUUACAAAAGG
Molecule: messenger RNA, 1714 nt
Organism: Carassius carassius (crucian carp)
Lineage: Eukaryota; Metazoa; Chordata; Actinopteri; Cypriniformes; Cyprinidae
Product: E3 SUMO-protein ligase ZBED1-like
Exons: 3
Coding region: 354-1073 (239 amino acids)
Molecular function (GO): protein dimerization activity
Source: RefSeq, a predicted model, not a curated record